Messenger RNA from Clupea harengus (Atlantic herring), 1815 nucleotides. Its product is annotated as solute carrier family 22 member 5-like. The coding region runs from base 1 to 1581 and encodes 526 amino acids. Lineage: Eukaryota; Metazoa; Chordata; Actinopteri; Clupeiformes; Clupeidae. Gene Ontology annotation, molecular function: transmembrane transporter activity. Gene Ontology annotation, biological process: transmembrane transport. Gene Ontology annotation, cellular component: membrane. The record is from RefSeq and is a predicted model, not a curated record. The transcript is spliced from 9 exons.
AUGAGGGAUUAUGAAGAAAUAAUUGAAAUUUUAGGAGAGUGGGGGCCUUUUCAAACACUAAUUUACAUCCUCCUGAGCCUCAGUGCUAUCCCCAGUGGAUAUGUGGCAUUUUCCAUGGUUUUCCUGGCAGACAUUCCUCCUCACCACUGCAGGCUUCCAUUCCUGAACAGUAGCUAUGGGGGACUGGGCUACAAUCUGUCCAUCCCGACUGAAGAAGUGAAAGGAGAGCUCAUCCUGAGUCGCUGCAGACGCUACAUGGAACAGGGGGACUCUGAUGCUGUGUUUGGCAAUGACACAGAGGGCUGUCUGGAUGGCUGGGUGUUCAGCAAUGAGAGAUACGUGUCCACCAUUGUAACUGAGUGGAACCUGGUGUGUGAUGACGCUUGGAUAGCUCCCUUUACCGUAACUGUGUUCUUCUUAGGAGGACUGGUAGGAUCAUUUUGUUCAGGCAUCAUAUCAGACAGGUAUGGCAGGAAGCUCACCUUCUUUUCCAGCAAGGCUUUGCUGACUGUGUUCAGCCUGGUCCUGACCGCCUCCAACAGCUGGGAAAUGUUCUGUGUGGUGUACUGUUUUGUGGGAAUGAUGGACUCUGCCAAUUACUGUACUGCCUUCAUUCUUGGUUCAGAGCUCCUCAGUAAGUCCGCCCGCAUGAGCUUUGGAAUUCUGGGAGUCUGUUCAUGCUUUGCCAUGGGCUAUACUAGUCUGCCACUAUUUGCAUAUUUCAUCCGGAGCUGGAGGACUCUACAGUUAGUACUGUCUCUCCUGGGAUUUCUUUAUAUUCCCCUGUGGUGGUAUAUACCAGAGUCUCCUCGCUGGCUCAUCACGCAGGGCCGGUUUCUGGAGGCUGAGGCCAUCAUUCGAGCUGCAGCCAUAAAGAAUGGCAUCACUCCACCAGACGACAUCUUUCAGCUGGAGCACAGCGCUGAGGAAAAGAUGAUUCUGGAGAAUCCGAAUAAGUAUACUUGGCUGGAUCUCCUGAAAACCAAAAAUAUAAGGAACAUCACAGUUCUCAACAUCAUCAUUUGGAUAUCCAUAAACAUAGCAUACUAUGGACUGUCCUUUAACACCUCCAAUCUGGAUGGAGAUCCUUAUCUCAACUGCCUCAUCGCUGCCAGCACUGAGUUCGUUGCCUACAUCUUUGUGUGGUUCACCACCCGCUACGCUCCUCGGCGCUUCACGCUGCCAUUCACUCUUCUUCUUGGUGGGGUUUUGCUGCUGCUAAUCGAGUUAGUCCCUCAAGAGCUCAAUGCCUUGACUGUCGCCUUGGCGAUGACAGGAAAACUGGUUGUGUCUGGGGCCUUUUCUUUUGUUUAUUUCUACUCCAUGGAGCUCUUCCCUACUGUUGUUCGUAACAUGGGAUUGGGUGUCACCUCCAUGGCCGGCAGAAUCGGCAGCAUACUUUCCCCAUACAUAGCCUACAUUGGGACAUAUAACAGUGUACUGCCCUAUAUUGUAAUGGGUGCCAUCUCCAUACUCUCUGGUGUCUUAAGCCUGCUGUUACCAGAAACAAAAGGCGAAGAACUUCCAGAAUACAUCAGCCAAGUGAAACCUCUCCAGUGGUGGGUAGCUGAGUUCUAUUAGAAUCAGAAUCAGAAUCAGAAUCAGAAUUAUUUUAUUGGCCAAGUAUAUUCUUACAUACAGGAAAUUGAUGUAGCUAUCGCUAUUGCUGUAAAUUUGAUUGUGGUACAUUUGGGAUUUUGACAGAUUUUUCUCCUUGUACUUGGGCUCUAUAGGUUUUGUAGGGAAAAGAAACCAGAAGGGAAGAACACACACGAAGAAAACACUUCUCCAGGCAGCAGAGCUGAGGUGGAACUG